GGGAAAUCUGGAUCAUUUAUUUUCAAAAAGCCGUGAAAACUCAUAUACUCAAAUUUCAAAUCCCAAUAAUGUCGCUGGAACUGGUGCUCCAACCGCAGCCAGAAUUCUACCUAUUAGCGUACGAAAUGAGUGUGCCCGAAGAUUCCGAUGAGGCCCUGCUUUCAGCUGUGGCCCACAAAGCCGCUGAGCUGAAGGUGUGUGGCUACAUCGCGCAUACGCACUGUGGCCGCAAAGUGGGCGGCGAGCUGGAGGGCAGCUCUGCUGGCCUGCAGACGAUGGUCGAGUGGAUGCAGGCCAGGAGCCAGGGGAACCAUCUCGGGGACGGGGAGAAGAUCAAAAGCCAGAUGAAGGAGCCACGAUUCUCGAAGUGGAAGCUGCAAUCAGGGGCCCCCAAAUACGAUGUUUUCUUCUGCUGCUGAGUGCUGACGAGAGGAGUUGAUUAAAAAUCGCAAAUUGCAUUGGCCCCAGAAUAUUGUUUCGAGUGCA
This is a messenger RNA of Drosophila simulans, 486 nucleotides long. RefSeq lists its product as uncharacterized. The transcript has a single exon. Bases 69 to 419 code for a protein of 116 amino acids. Lineage: Eukaryota; Metazoa; Arthropoda; Insecta; Diptera; Drosophilidae. The record is from RefSeq and is a predicted model, not a curated record.